This is a messenger RNA of Acanthoscelides obtectus, 3026 nucleotides long. NCBI's taxonomy places the organism in Eukaryota, Metazoa, Arthropoda, Insecta, Coleoptera, Chrysomelidae. The record is from the annotation of a GenBank genome assembly.
AUUAAUUUGACAGUCAGAGUUCGCUCGAUUUGACAUUUGUGUUAAAACGUGUGUAAUGUCCAGUUAUAAAGCAUAAAUUCGUCCAAAAACGUUCACGAUGAAUCUAAGGAAACACCAAGGCGACCCAAAUGAAGAUUCCUCAGAGUCGGGUGAUGAAAAUCAAAACAACGUGGAAUGCGCUCACAUCAACAAGGCCGUUGACUUACAAAGGGUGAAGAAGUCCUUGGUUCGUUCUGGCUUCCUCAUGGACUGUGAGGAAUGCAAAAAACUGCCUCCGGACAACGAUAUGGACUUCAUAGAGUACGACCAAUCUUUAUGGCUUUGCCUGAAAUGCGGGAACCAAGCAUGUGGCAGAGGUCGCAAUAAACAUGCACUCAAACAUUAUGACACCCCUCAUUCUGAUUCACACGCCCUUUGUGUGAAUACAACCAUCUGGAGCGUCUGGUGUUAUGAUUGUGAUGACGAGGUCAACGUUUCCUGCAAGAAAAAGCUGCAAGAGGCUGUCGAGUUCCUCAGGAAGCAGGCGGAAUCCAAUAAAAUCAAACAACAGCCUAGUACCACUAGUAUAGCAAGAGUAUUAGAUGAAUUGCCUGUGAUAACAACCACCACCUCCUCCACUAGCAGCAAUGCAGGAGCCAUCCCCAAGACAUUGCCUUUUUCCUCUUCAAAUAUCCCCAGAGCAAGAGGGUUGAGUAAUCUGGGCAACACAUGCUUCUUCAACUCAGUGAUGCAGUGCCUUGGUCAGACACCUUACUUGCUCCAAUUGCUGGAGGAGACAUCUGAGGAUGGCCAGUACUUCAGGUUGCCUGGUGGAAAAUUGACAUUGGAGGAUAAGGAAACUGUUGAUUUGCCACCACUUGAAGGUACUCUGGAAAAGUGGAAACCUCUUACUGGCGCUCUUGCUCAAACCCUGAAAGAACUCCAAAGCGGUAGAGCCGAAGUCUACAACCCACGCCUUCUCUUUUCCAAAUUGAGGACGAAAAUGCCUCAGUUUGGAGGAGGUGACCAACAUGAUUCUCACGAGCUGCUUAGGCAUCUGCUUGAAGCAGUAAGGGAAGAGGACUUGAGAAGAUACAAGACUGUUAUUCUCGAGAAAUUAGGUUUCAAUCUAAAAACAGAUCCGGCAACUGUGGAAGGCGACAAAAAGGCCAUCAUAAAAUUCUACGGGCAGCAGGCGUCCGAUUUACUUACACCUACUGAACAGGUAUUCAGAGGCGUGCUGGUCAGUACGUUGCAGUGCCAAGUGUGCGACCAUAUGUCACAUCGAGAAGAAUACUUUUUGGAUUUGAGUUUGCCGAUUUGCGAAAAACAGCUACCGCCAGUCUUGAGAAGGAAAGCAGAAGAUAUAGAGGAUAAACCUUCCAAACACCAGAUAAAGAAAGAAAAACGUGCCGAAAGAAAAAAGAACAAGAAGCAAAAAAGCAAUCAAAGCUUGUUAUUGAAUUCCAAUACCUCUAUAGUGGCGUGGACCGGCGAAGAAAUGGGCAACAAGUCUGAGAGUGAAUCUGAUGCUGAUAUCGAGGAUAAUGCUGAGGACUCAUCGAACAACAGCGCUCCCCGUUCCAACACCGUAGGCGUCCCCGGCGGUGAAGAAGCCCUGCCGAGCCCUCCUUCGAUCAGCACGAAAGGUUCUGAAUCGGGGUACAACUCGGACAAGGCCGAGGGGGGCGUAGGCCCAGGGCCGCAGGUAUUGGGAGACACGCCACCCGACGCGCGCGCAGUCUCCCCUUCGGCAGGGGACAGUGGCGUGCCGUCGCCGCAAGCGGGGGCUGCGUCUACGCCCGAGGAUAGGAGCCCCGACUCUAGUGAGACCAAUGUGGAUAUGGGGAGUCCGCAGGCGUGUUGUGGGAACAACAGUCCGAAUGAGGAUGUCUUCGAGAACUUUGACUUUGAAAGGCCACAAUCAAGGCUCGCUUUCGCUAACACUGAUCUCAAGAUGGACUUAGAAAAACUUAGUUUAUUGAAUGAUGGUGAUUCCUCCAAAGUCAACAGUUUGUUUCAUCAUGAAGAAAUGGACAGUGAUCUUAAAGGUGCUUGUGGUCCUGUGAUAACAGAAGAUGAAAAGAUGGAAGAAGACGAGUACAUGAUGGACAGCCCCUCAUGGCUCGGCACCAUGUCCGGCGGUCGGUAUCAAUGCGAAGAAGGGGAAUGUUCGAUUCAAUCCUGCCUGAACCAGUUCACAGAGUGCGAGUUAAUGGCCGGUAACAACCGGGUCAGUUGCGAAGUGUGUACCAAAAAAAGUGGUCAAGGCAAAACGGUGUACACGGACGCUAGCAAGCAGUUGCUCAUCUACAAUCCUCCAGCAGUGCUUAUUUUGCAUCUAAAGAGGUUCCAGGUUUUUCGACUCCGCUCAGCCAAAGUAUCAAAAUUCGUGAAAUUCACCACGCUGUUGGACCUUGCACCGUUCUGUUCGAAACGGUCGCAAAACCUGCCAACAUUCGAGGCUGGCCAAACUAGGGUAUUAUAUUCAUUGUACGGGGUGGUGGAACACAGCGGCUCUAUGCAUGGAGGUCACUACGUUUCUUAUAUUAAAGUACGACAACCUUUGGAUCAAAACAGUUAUAGGUGGCAGUACCUGCCAAAGAACCAAAAAGAGAAGCUAGACAACGCGACGAAAAGCGCUCCCAGCGAACCGACGGCACCUUCAGGCAAAUGGUACUACAUCAGCGACUCAUUCGUGAACGAAAUAUCAGAAUCGCAGGUGUUGGGCGUACAAGCUUAUUUAUUAUUUUACGAGAGGAUCCUGUAGUUAUUUCUAUUUAGGUUUAUUUAAUAAAUGUAACGAGGAUGUAGGUUUAUUUUAUCAAAUCGAACGUUUCUUCAAAUAAGUGAAUUAUUAUAAGGCAAUGGACAAAUUCCUGGAACAUUCUUAUACAAUUACGGGUAUUUAUUAGUCGGUCAGCGAAAAAAUGUAGGAAUGGAAAUGGCGAUUGUACCGGUUUGAGAAACUGUCGGCGCUGUUACUUUUUUCUCUUAAAUUGAUGAUUUGUUUUUGUGGGAUAUUUAAUGUCGCAUGUCCCUUUUUU